AGGUCAUGCGACUGAUCCCAUGGCAGCAGUGGUUGCAGACUAACGCAGCACCAGUGAUUGGUUUUUAUUGGAAAAAAGAAAGAAAAAAAAAAUAAGCGAGAUCUGUAGGUAAUACUCACAAAAGCGAAGAAGACGAAUAGUUUAAACAACGACCGGCAGAAGGAUGGAGUGAAGGAAAAGAAUGAAUGAAGGAUGGAUGGAUGGAUGGAUGGAUGGAUGGAUGGAUGGAUGGAUGGAUGGAUGGAUGGACGGAUGGAUGGAUGAAGGGAAAUGGAAGGAAAAUAAGGAAUUGGGAGGGGAGGAGGAGCGAGUGCUGGGUUGAGUGACUAAAAAGGGAGGGAAAGAAAGGAUGUGGAGGAAGAGACCGCCUUUUUUUGCUGUGGGCUGUGGCCAGAGAGAGAGAGAGAGAGAGAGAGAGAGAGAGAAGAGAGGGGAACGGGCCCCACAUGCAGCAUGCAGCAGCGAGGACGAAAGAGAGAGAAGGGCGGCAAAGUGAAAAUGCGGAAAUGUGGGACAACGAGAGAGAAGGGGGGAGAAAGAGCUGAGAAAUGCGUUCAAAGUUACGGCCAGGCAUGUGACUGCGACGGCGAUUUAUUUUAUUUAUUUUUUUUCUUUUUCCCUCGCUCUCUUGGUCUACGGUGCACACUCCGCAUGAAAGGGAAAAGGGAAAAGGGAAAAGGGAAGAGGAAAGGGAAAGAGUUUCCUGUUUGUGUUCGACUUUCUUUCUUUUUGACUCACACCUCCUAUCCUCUUUAUUUCCCUUCCCUUCCCUUUUCUUCUCUUCCCUUCCCCCACUCCUUUUUGCCCUCCUCUUCCUUACUUCCUGCCACUUACAUUCACUUGAGCACUCUGCUUCUUGCAUCCUCUUCAUCUCCCUUCCUUCUUUUUACACCAGACAAGUGGCAGCCUACAGGUGAUAGGGACAGAGACACUUCACUUCACUUCACUUCACUUCCCGGGAAUAUAUCUUCAACCAUGGCUCCAACCAUCAUCGAAUCCAGAAAACCACAGUAUCUGACUGCAGAGUGCAUCAGCUGCAACACCCCCGUCGAGUUCCUGAUGCCACAGACCACAGGAGAGACCAUUUACAUCGAGUGCUAUGCCUGCAAACAGGUCCUCAGUAUCGAUAUCCAAUACCCUCAAAAGGGUGCCGCCGCCUCUGCUUCCACCGGAACAAAAAGUGCACCCAACAGCAGCAGCUCCUCCGCCAACAACAAGACAACUUCUAAGCCAAAGAAGACAGGCGCAGGCACAGAUGCUAGUCCCCUCGAAACCGAGCUCUACGAUAUCCUGGGCGUGCCUGUGGAUGCUACUCCUGCUCAGAUCAAGAAGAACUACAGGGCCCUGGCCUUGCAAAACCACCCCGACAAGAAUCCAGACCCCGACUCACAUGAAAAGGUGAAUAACAUGCGAUUACGACACAUGUCAUUACGGUAACCUUUCUCUUCAUCCCCUUCAGCCAACCCGCCAACCAAGAGACGACUGUAACUGGGAUGGACCAUUGGAACAUGGCAAUGUCAUCAAGUCAAGACUAUGGACUCGCGGAUAGCAGCAUCGGCAUUCAAUGGAUAUUA
This is a messenger RNA of Gamsiella multidivaricata, 1574 nucleotides long. RefSeq lists its product as uncharacterized. Lineage: Eukaryota; Fungi; Mortierellomycota; Mortierellomycetes; Mortierellales; Mortierellaceae. The record is from RefSeq and is a predicted model, not a curated record. Bases 454 to 1437 code for a protein of 327 amino acids. The transcript has 2 exons.